Maylandia zebra (zebra mbuna) is the source of this 1150-nucleotide messenger RNA. RefSeq names its product cytochrome b-245, alpha polypeptide (gene cyba). Gene Ontology annotation, molecular function: heme binding. The record is from RefSeq and is a predicted model, not a curated record. Lineage: Eukaryota; Metazoa; Chordata; Actinopteri; Cichliformes; Cichlidae.
GACCUGCCCUCCUGCACCCCUCAAAUCUCGUAAAUACAUUUUCUUCCUUGUAGAAACUAUUAUCACCGUCGGUAAUCCACGCCGGAGGAGCUCCAGGAGGUUGCAGAGGUGCUGUUAGGUUAACAUAAUGGGGAAGAUUGAGUGGGCGAUGUGGGCUAAUGAGCAGGCUUUGGCGUCGGGUCUAAUUCUCCUCACAGGAGGAAUCGUAGGCGUUGCUGGACAGUUCAGAGGGUGGCAGUUUGCUGCUUAUGCAGUUGCUGCUGGGGUGUUUGUGUGUCUACUUGAGUAUCCCAGAAGCAAGAGGGCCAAGGGCACGAGUGUGGAGAGAACAGGCCAGUACUGCUUCACUGUGUGCGUAAAAGCCUUUGGACCACUGACCAGGAACUACUAUGUCAGGGCAUUCUUACAUGCUGCCAUCUGUGUACCUGGAGGUUUUAUGCUUGCCACUGUUCUCGGAUGUGUCUGCCUUGGCAUUGCCAGCCUCAUCUACCUUGCAGCCGCUAUACGAGGCGAGCAUUGGGAGCCCAUUCUUCCACGGAAGGAGACCCGAAAACCAGUUGCACAGAGCAUCAAGAAUCCUCCUCAGAAUCCACCACCAAGACCUCCUCCAGAGAUGCGCAGGAAACAAGCAGGCGACCUUGAAAAAUCAGCCUAUGACAACCCCAUGUCUGUUACUGAUGAUGAAUAAGCAGUAUAGCUUCAGUCCAUAACCAGUUACAGUUGGAGUUUACUGGAUUGUGUAACUCUGGAUGAACAACGUUUUUCUGAAGUUUAGUGUUUCUGUUGACCGGGCAACAAGUUAGACACACACCUCCUUAACUCAACUCAACUAAGAAAAAUGGGAGGAGAAAAUGAAGGAAAUAAUUUGUUCAAUGAAGAAAGAAAAAUCAGACAACAGAAUAUAAAUGUAAACACUGUAGCUGCUAAGUGUCAUCCGCUAACAAAUAUUGUCAAUUUGUUUUAAGUUGUUCUGCAUCCAAAAUAAUUACACUGUGUUUUAACCCUUUACGUAUUUCUUAAAAAGCAGCUCAUCCCAAUGCUGUUUAACAGCUGUUUUUGACUGUAUCUGGCUGACAUUAAGCCAUUUAUUAAACUUUUUGCUAGCAUUUUCACUGUGUUGUAAAUAAACUCAUUUUAUCCUUUGACUCAU